Messenger RNA from Musca domestica (house fly), 1641 nucleotides. RefSeq lists its product as uncharacterized. The transcript has 2 exons. The record is from RefSeq and is a predicted model, not a curated record. Lineage: Eukaryota; Metazoa; Arthropoda; Insecta; Diptera; Muscidae. The coding region runs from base 681 to 1202 and encodes 173 amino acids.
AUUGGGGUCCAUGUUUGAUGUUGUUUUACUGUUCUCUGGCGAUUUGAUUUCUACGUGUUUACGUUUAGGUGUUUGACAACUAUCCUGCAUGUUUCCGUACCCUGGAAGUUAUCAUAAAUGGCAAUGCUGUUGAUCACAGAUGUUAUUUAUCGAUAACUCUAACUUUUAUUAUCGGAAAAUUGCCACCACUAAACUUGGUUAGAUAGAGUCAGCUGCUAAGUUUGUUUUGAUUUCUCAGUGUUAGUUUACUCGUUGGUUUUAUAUUUGUGAAUUUUGAGUGAAAAUUCUUUCUUUUAAAAUAUUGUGAAAAUAAAUUAAAUUUGCUGCUCACCAAAAGCUCUGCAGACGUUUAUUUGUUGUGUUUGUGACUAUGUGACUGCUAUGGAUUGUUAUGAUGUCCCACGCACUGGAAUCAUUUGUUUAUUCUUGGAGAAAUUUUGCUUCAAUUGGAGACUCUAUCUACGCACGUCUGUCCGCUGGAAUUUCGAUUAUCCUUGCUAAUGGAAAAUGCUAUUAUACCAAACGUCGAUGCCAUAUACUCUGGAGUAUACCUCCACAACAGAUGUAAUCUUUUGCAAUGAAUGAAUAACAAAUCAUAAGGAGAUACUUAAAGGUCCUGGGAUACCCCACUAAUAAAAGAUAACUCCAAAGUCCAAGCAUUGUAAAUUUAAUUGUACAAAAUGGCACCUGCCCUGAGCAUACAUUUAGCACAACAACAUGAUAGCAACAGCCAGCAUACACGAAUCCAGAGAAAUCGUUAUACGCACAAGAAAUAUGGAGCACGGUGUCCCGAAAUAUACUUUCCCAAUGAAACUACCAAAGAACAAGAAACACCACAGCUUAGCAGUCCAGUGCAAAAAACAACCAUCAAUGUCAAACGAUCCGGUGAGAUAUUUAGACCCUAUGCCCUUGAAGACAAGACAACACCACGUAAACGUAAACAUCAGGAAUUAAACGAUGAUGAAGAUGGUAAAACUAAAAUGGAAGAAUGUAAAAGAUUUGCUCCAGCUAUUACUACUCUAACCGAUGAUAUUGGCUAUUUCACACCAUGUUAUAUGUUUCCAUCACCACCAAUAGCUCCUCCGGCAAGUUUUCAUUGGUCUCAACUGGAAAUGAAUCAUGCGAUUUUAACCGAGAUUUUGCAAAAACAACAUGCCGCCAUGUAUAUGGGUGAAAUUUUAAAAAGAAUGACUUUGGGUUGAAUUUUUGUUUGAAGAAGUGGAAUGGAUAUUUAGAAAAUUGUGAUAAAUUGAAAUUUUUAAAAAGAAAGAAUUGAGGGUUGAAUUAAUUUGAAGACAGUAUAUUUAAUUGUGAUAAAUGGAAAAGUUGGGUUCAGUUUAUUGGGGUUGAUAUGAGAAAGAUAUGCUGUUAAGCCCUAUCUUUAUAAGAAAUGUUUCAAUUGAGGGUAAAUAGUGUAAUCGAAUCAAAUCGACACCUAUAAACUGUUCCUUAAAAUGUGUAUUGUAAUAUUAUCUUUAUAAUUUUGAACUACACUUUAAGUGAUUUUAAAUCUAUGUAAUAAUUUUUGCCUUUUUAAUCUUAAAUUGUAAAUUUUUGUUAAAAUGGAUUUUUAUUUUAUAAUUGUGUGAAUAUUUAUUUAAUGGCAAUUUUAUUAUUGACGAAAUAAAGAAAUAAAAGAAA